Messenger RNA from Jatropha curcas, 3712 nucleotides. RefSeq names its product lysine-ketoglutarate reductase/saccharopine dehydrogenase bifunctional enzyme. The record is from RefSeq and is a predicted model, not a curated record. Gene Ontology annotation, cellular component: cytoplasm. Gene Ontology annotation, molecular function: saccharopine dehydrogenase activity. NCBI's taxonomy places the organism in Eukaryota, Viridiplantae, Streptophyta, Magnoliopsida, Malpighiales, Euphorbiaceae.
CAUCAUCUUCACGUGUAGACACUCCUAUUCGCUUUUAUGCACUGAUCACAUAUCCAACCUCUCUCUCUCUCUCUCCCCCUCACUCUCUCUGACAAGGAAUCUUAAUUUACAUCGUAUAGUACAGAAUAUACAUGAAGGAAUUGUUUUUUCCUUUUUGAACGAUCUUAUAAAAAGAACAGGGACAAAAUGCUUGGAAAUGGAGUCGUUGGGAUUCUUUCAGAGUCGGUAAACAAGUGGGAAAGAAGGGUGCCUCUGACACCAUCACACUGUGCUCGGCUUCUACACAGUGGCAAGGAUAAAACUGGGGUGGUUCGCAUAAUUGUGCAGCCAUCUACAAAGAGAAUCCACCAUGAUGCAAUGUAUGCGGAUGUUGGUUGUGAAAUAUCAGAAGACUUAUCUGAGUGUGGCCUAAUUGUGGGCAUUAAACAACCAAAGUUGGAGAUGAUCCUUCCUGAUAGAGCAUAUGCCUUCUUUUCCCAUACUCACAAGGCACAAAAAGAAAACAUGCCUUUGCUUGAUAAGAUCCUAGCUGAAAGGGUGUCAUUGUAUGAUUAUGAACUAAUUGUUGGGGACAAUGGCAAAAGGUUGCUUGCUUUUGGGAAAUAUGCUGGUAGAGCUGGACUUGUUGACUUCUUGCACGGGUUGGGACAGCGAUAUCUAAGUCUGGGGUUUUCAACACCAUUCCUUUCUUUGGGUUCAUCUUACAUGUAUUCUUCCUUGGCUGCUGCCAAAGCUGCUGUAAUUUCUGUGGCUGAAGAGAUAUCAACUUCUGGGUUGCCAUCGGGAAUCUGCCCUCUUGUUUUCAUAUUCACUGGUUCUGGAAAUGUUUCUCAAGGUGCACAAGAGAUCUUUAAACUUCUUCCUCAUACUUUUGUUGAUCCAAGUAGACUUCCAGAACUAUUUGCACAAGCCAAACCUUCAAGGACAUCAAAGAGGGCAUAUCAAGUAUAUGGUUGUGUCGUGACUAGCCAAGACAUGGUUGAAAACAUAGAUCCUUCGAAACCAUUUGAUAAAGCUGACUAUUAUGCACAUCCAGAACACUACGAACCCAUUUUCCAUGAAAAAAUAGCCCCAUAUGCAUCUGUUAUUGUCAAUUGCAUGUACUGGGAUAAAAGAUUUCCUCGGUUGUUGAGUACACAGCAGCUUCAAGAUCUAACAAGGAAAGGGUGCCCACUUGUUGGAAUUGCUGAUAUAACCUGUGAUGUUGGAGGCUCUAUUGAGUUUAUUAAUGAAACCACAUCAAUUGACUGUCCAUUCUUCAGGUAUGAGCCCCUAAAUGAUUCAUACCAUCAUGACAUGGACGGUAAUGGUUUGAUAUGUUCUUCUGUUGACAUUCUUCCUACAGAGUUCGCAAAAGAGGCUUCUCAACAUUUUGGAGACAUACUAUCCCAAUUUAUUGGCAGUCUGGUUUCUACAACUGACAUUACCAAGUUACCUUCACAUCUACGGAGAGCUUGCAUAGCCCAUGGAGGAGCACCUACUCCCAUGUUUGAAUAUAUUCCACGCAUGCGAAACUCUGAAUCAGAAGAUAUGCGAGAAAAUCCUGUAAAUUCAAACUCAAGCAAGAAGAAAUUCAAUAGCUCGGUGUCUCUGAGUGGCCAUCUAUUUGAUCAGUUUUUAAUUAACGAGGCACUGGAUAUUAUUGAAGCUGCUGGUGGAUCCUUUCACUUAGUCAAGUGUCAUGUGGGUCAGAGUGCUAAUACUCCCUCAUACUCAGAACUUGAAGUUGGUGCGGAUGAUAGGGAAGUUCUGGAUCAAAUUAUUGACUCUUUAACUUCUCUUGCUAAUCCAGAAAAUAAAAGGAUUGUAAAUAAAGAAGCAAAUAAAAUUUCCUUGAAAGUUGGUAAAAUCCAAGAGAAUGACGUCAAGAAGGACUGUGAUACAAAAAGGAAGACUGGAGUUCUAAUUAUUGGUGCAGGCCGUGUCUGUCGACCUGCUGUUGAGUUCCUAGCAUCAAUCGGAAGCAUUUCAUCUCAUGAAUGUUAUAAAGCUUGUCUUGAUACUGAUUUCGAAGAGCAGAAUGAUGUCCAAGUCUUUGUUGCAUCUCUCUACCUAAAAGACGCUGAAGAGAUUAUUGAAGGAAUUCCCAAUGCAACAGCAGUUCAACUUGAUGUGAUGGAUAAUGAAAGCCUUUGCAAGUAUAUUUCACAGGCUGAGGUUGUUGUCAGCUUACUCCCCCCUAGUUGCCACAUUAUCAUAGCAAAUGCAUGCAUCAAGCUUAGCAAGCAUCUUGUCACUGCUAGCUACAUUGAUGAUUCUAUGUCAGCACUAGACGAAAAGGCAAAAGCUGCUGAUAUUACAAUUCUCGGUGAGAUGGGCAUGGACCCUGGCAUAGAUCAUAUGAUGGCAAUGAAGAUGAUUAAUCAAGCUCAUGUUCGGAAGGGCAGAUUAAAGUCUUUUACAUCUUAUUGUGGGGCACUUCCAUCUCCUGCAGCUGCAAAUAACCCACUAGCAUAUAAGUUCAGUUGGAGUCCUGCUGGAGUCAUAAGAGCUGGGCGCAAUCCUGCCACAUACAGACUUAAUGGUGAAAUUGUACACAUUGAUGGUGAUAGCCUUUAUGAUUCAGCUUUCAAACUUCGGAUUCCACAUCUUCCUGCUUUUGCAUUGGAAUGCCUUCCAAAUCGUGAUUCUUUAGUUUACGAAAAAGUCUAUGGAAUAGAAGAAGCAUCAACGAUCUUUCGUGGAACCCUCCGCUAUGAAGGGUUUGGCGAAAUCAUGGGGAUACUUGCAAGAAUUGGUUUUUUUCGUACCGAACCUCAUCCAGUUCUUAGAUGUGAACGGAGACCCACAUUCAAAACAUUCCUUUGUGAACUACUAAAGAUUCCUGGUGAAAAUCUAUCAGGGGAGAAAGACAUCACUGAAAAUAUAGUUACACUUGGUCAUUGCAAGGAAAAAGGAACCGCUGAAAAGGCAGCCAAAACUAUCAUAUUUCUGGGAUUUGAUGAGCAAACGGAAAUUCCUGCCUCCUGCCGAAGUGCAUUUGAUGUCACCUGUUACCGGAUGGAAGAAAGGUUGGUGUAUUCCAGUACGGAACAGGAUAUGGUUCUUUUGCAUCACGAAAUUGUGGUUGAAUUCCCUGAUGGCCAACGGCCAGAGCGUCAUUCGGCCACUUUAUUGGAAUUUGGGACGUCAAAAAAUGGAAAAACAGUUACCGCAAUGGCUCUGACCGUUGGUAUUCCAGCAGCCAUCGGUGCACUGCUCUUACUAGAGAACAAGAUCAAGUCAAGAGGUGUUCUGAGACCUACUGAACCAGAAGUAUACAUGCCAGCACUGGAAAUUUUACAAGCCCAUGGUAUAAAGUUGAUUGAGAAGGUCGAGUAACCUCAGAUGACCCAUUAAGUAGGGGGUCUACCAUUUUCAUUCCUCACAGAAAAAUCAGCACAAGUCUGUCGAACAAUAACCAUUCUUCAAACCUGAAGUGGAUUAUUAAAGACAGAGAUUGAGAAGCUAAUCCAUUGGAGAUUUGGCUUAGACCGACACAACACCAACAUAGUUUCUGUCAAGAAGAAUGGGCAAAUCCACAAGCACCUCUCCUACAGAAAAUAUCAGUACAUAUGUCUCCAAUAUUCCUGUACAGAUGCAUAGUUCGCACUUGAUAAGAAACAAGCUGGUUAUGUGGACAGAUGAAUAGUAAGCCUUUUGGUUAAAGGCGUCGAUGGUCACACAUUAUUCCAAUAAAAUGAUGAAUGAAAUUCCGGCCUAGCUUCUAUUA